Messenger RNA from Catharus ustulatus (Swainson's thrush), 2112 nucleotides. Its product is annotated as COBW domain-containing protein 1-like. Gene Ontology annotation, cellular component: cytoplasm. The coding region runs from base 90 to 1202 and encodes 370 amino acids. The transcript is spliced from 15 exons. The record is from RefSeq and is a predicted model, not a curated record. NCBI's taxonomy places the organism in Eukaryota, Metazoa, Chordata, Aves, Passeriformes, Turdidae.
CUCUGGCGGUGCGUGCAGUGUGACGCCCGCAGCGUGACGCCUGCGGGGCGCCGGUGGCGGGGCCGGCUGGCUCGGGGCCCUCCGCGCUUAUGGAGGACGAAGACUGCCCCGACCUGGUCCCGAUAGGCACCGACGGCGCGGAGCAGACCGAUGCCAGUCCCGGCAGGAAGAUCCCCGUGACGAUCAUCACGGGGUACUUAGGAGCUGGAAAAACAACUCUUCUGAAUUACAUACUGACAGAGCAGCAUAAUAAAAGAAUAGCAGUUAUUCUGAAUGAAUUUGGAGAAGGAAGUGCCUUGGAAAAAUCUCUGGCAAUCAGUCAAGGGGGAGAACUCUACGAAGAAUGGCUGGAGCUCAGAAAUGGCUGCUUGUGCUGUUCAGUAAAGGACAGUGGUGUGAAAGCAAUUGAGAACCUGAUGCAAAGGAGGGGAAAAUUUGACUAUAUAUUGUUAGAAACAACUGGUUUGGCAGAUCCAGGAGCUGUGGCCUCCAUGUUCUGGGUUGAUUCUGAACUGGGAAGUGACAUUUAUCUUGAUGGUAUUGUGUCUGUUGUUGAUGCAAAGUAUGGAUUGCAGCACUUGACAGAGGAGAAACCAGAAGAUCUUAUCAAUGAAGCAUCUCGGCAGGUUGCAUUAGCUGAUCUUAUAAUCAUCAAUAAAACGGAUUUGGUUUCGGAGGAAGAAUUGAAUAAAGUCAGAACAUCUGUGAGGUCAAUAAAUGGACUUGUUAAAAUUCUAGAGACACAAAGAUCAAGAGUUGAUCUCUCUAAUGUCUUGGACCUACAUGCGUUUGACAGUUUAUCUGGAGUAAGUUUGCAGAAAAAGCUUGAGCAUGUAAAGACAACACAUGCACAUCUAGAUAAGGCUAUAAUUACAGUAACAUUUGAAGUUCCAGGAAAUAUAAAAGAAGAAAACUUAAAUCUCUUUAUUCAGAAUCUUCUGUGGGAGAAGAAUGUGAAAGAUAAGACUGGGUGCACCAUGGAUGUCAUAAGACUGAAGGGACUGGUAUCUAUUCAAGGCAAAUCUCAUCAAGUGAUAGUCCAAGGUGUCCAUGAGCUCUAUGACCUAGAAGAGACUUCAGUAGCCUGGAAAGAAGAUGAAAAGAGAACAAACAGGCUGGUCCUAAUUGGCAGGAACUUGGACAAGGAGACCAUCAAAGAAGUAUUCAUAGCCACUGUGAGAGAAGAACAAGGAAACAGUUGACAGAAAACUAUAGAAAAGUUAAAUGUCAGUUUUAAUCCUGCAAGGAUUUUAUAAGAGAAAAGACUGAAUGGCGUAUACUGUAGUAGUUUCUCUAUCCUCUUGCAGUUUAUGCAACAGUUAAUCCCUGAAGUCUUCCCAAAAAUUCCAGCUGACCUACUGUUUAAAGAUUAGCUUUUAUGGUCUAGUAUCAAACACAAUUCUCCUAUUUUGGAUUUGGCUGAACCUGUGUCAGCAACAUCAUGUAACUGUGCUGAAAUGCAGAUAGGCAAAAGGCUGUUAUAUUCUACAUGAAGUGUAUAUGGGGAUAUGGGAAACGUGUUUGAAGCGUAGUGCUUUCUCUUUCUAACUCUCUUCCACUAGGAAUGAAGAAAUAGUGAUUAUUGCCAGGGAUGUACAGUAAUUUCACGAUUAUAAGCCGCUCCAUUUUGACUGAAAUUUUGAUCCCAACCUGGAAAUGCGGCUUACACUCAGGAGUGGCCAAUACAUGAAAAAAGUUUGGGAAUUUCCCAACCAGGAAGUGCGAGCCAGGGAGCUGAGCACCUGCUGGUAAAACCCGGGAUUGCGCGAUUGUUACAAAUUGGUUACUGUGUUGCACGGCGGGUGGAGACGGGCUCCCUGCCGGCAGCGCGGGGCGGAGAGGCGGGGGCCUCCCUCCUGCCGGCCCUGUGGCCUGGGCGGGAGGCAGGGGACUCCAUGCUGCCAGCCCUGCGGCAGUGGGGGGAGGUGGGGGCUCUGUGCUGCCGGCCCUGUGGACCUGGGGGGAGGCGGGGGGCUCCGUGCCUCCCUCCUGCUGCCGCCCUGGGUGCGAGCGGGCUCCAUGCCUCCCUCCCGCCGGCACCACGGGGCAGCGCGAUUCCUUUACUAAUUCAUUACUUUGUUGCACGUGGGUCCUCGCUGCGAACGAAAGUGC